AUGGCACCCAAGCAGACCAUCUACCGCUCGCAAUGGCCCGAGCCCCCUCUCGUCGAGAUGGGGCUCUACGAGUACCUGCUCCCCGCCAAGCCCUCGGGCUCGCCGCUGCCGCACUACGAUCCCGCGCUGCCGGCGUUCAUCGACGGUCUCGACGGCCGUGUCAUCACACGCGCCGGCCUGGCCGACGGGUCCCUGCGUCUCGCCACUGGUCUUCAGAAGCUUGGCCUGAAGAAGGGCGACACCGUCUGUAUCUGGGGCCUCAACAGCCUCGAGUGGGUUCGCGCCGCGUACGGAGCCAUGGCCGCUGGCCUGACCGUGUCGCCAGCCAACGCCGCCUACGCUCCCAGCGAGCUGGCCCAUCAGAUCAACAACUCUGGCGCGUCGCUCCUCUUUGUGCAGCCCGAGCUUGUUCCAGUGUUCGAGCAGGCACGUCCUCUUAUUAAGCGCGCGUUCCCAGACUCGCGCGUCGUGCUGCUUGCCAAGGAACGUCCCGUGUCGCCCAUCCGCUACCGUAUCAUCCACGACCUCAUCCACCCUACACGUGCGACCCCGGCCUCGUUCAACGGCAGCCACUCGCACGACACGGCAUGGCUGUGCUACUCGUCCGGCACGACCGGUCUGCCCAAGGGUGUCAUGACGACCCACCACAACCUCGUCAACCAGCUCCAGGCUGUCAAUGUCGCUUUCGACAUGAUCGAGCACGGCAGGGACCGCGUCCUCGGCAUUCUGCCCUUUUCCCACAUCUUCGGCCUCACCAUUCUCCUCCUGCUGCCUCUCACCAUUGCCGUGCCGGUGGUUGUGCUGCCGCGAUUUGAGGAGACUGCCUUCCUGUCCACCGUGGAGAAGUACAAGAUCACCUUCUCGUGCAUCGUCCCACCCAUCAUCAUCGUCCUCCUCCACUCGAAGAACGUGGACAAGUACGACCUCUCGUCGCUCAACACCCUCAUGUCGGGCGCCGCGCCACUGUCGGAGGAGGUCAUCACCAAGUUCAACAAGCGUCUGCCGCAUAUCAACCUCUCGCAGGGCUACGGCUUGACCGAGACGUCGCCCGUGUCGCACCUGUCCGGCGGCCAGCGCAAGGGCUGGGUCGGCAAGCUUAUCCCCGGCUACGACGCGCGUCUCGUCAAGGAGGACGGCGAGGACGCCGAGCCAGGAGAGCGCGGUGAGCUGUGGGUCCGCGGCCCCAGUGUCAUGAAGGGCUACCACGACAACGUCGAGGCCACGGACAAGACGUUUGCCCAGGACCCGAAGGGACGCUGGUUCAUGACUGGCGACGUCCUCGUCUGCGACCCUGCCGACGGCUGGUGGGCUGUCGUCGACCGCGUCAAGGAGCUCAUCAAGUACAAGGGCUUCCAGGUGCCGCCUGCCGAGCUCGAGGCCCUCCUCCUCACGCACCCGCAGGUGCAGGAUGUCGGCGUGAUUGGCGUGUACGACAAGGACCAGGCGACCGAGCUGCCGCGCGCGUACGUCGUGGCUGCCCCCGGCGUGUUUUCUGCCGCAGACGAAAAGGCCGCCUUUGAAAAGGAGGUCGCGGCAUGGGUCGCCGAGCGUGUGGCUCCCCACAAGCGCCUGCGCGGCGGCGUCGAUGCCAUCGACAUCAUUCCCAAGUCGCCCAGCGGCAAGAUCCUGCGCAAGGACCUGAGGGCCAAGGCCCAGGCGGAGCGCGACGCCGCUGCCGAUGUCAAGGCCAAGCUUUAG
Messenger RNA from Apiotrichum porosum, 1698 nucleotides. RefSeq lists its product as uncharacterized. The transcript is spliced from 3 exons. Lineage: Eukaryota; Fungi; Basidiomycota; Tremellomycetes; Trichosporonales; Trichosporonaceae. Bases 1 to 1698 code for a protein of 565 amino acids. Gene Ontology annotation, molecular function: CoA-ligase activity. Gene Ontology annotation, biological process: secondary metabolic process. The record is from RefSeq and is a predicted model, not a curated record.